GACAUAAUUGUUAAUAGUCUUCUCCUCCUUUGUCUAUAUAUAUUAACUCUCUUGUCUCUCAUUUUACAUAUCACACAGACACAAUCGCCACCACCAUAUAAUACAUAUUUACACACACUCACAAGCAUUCUCUUCCUUCAUUUAGUUACACAUAGUUCUUCAUCUCUUCUUCAAGAAUACUUCCUUUCACUUCCACUCAUGGGAGACAAUGUUGUAGUGUCCAACAUGGAGCUAGAGAGGUUGCUUAGCAUGAAAGGAGGCAAAGGAGAGGGUAGCUAUGCCAACAAUUCCCAAGCACAGGCCAUACAUGCCAAGUCCAUGCAUCACCUUCUGAAAGAAGCCCUAGAUGGAGUUCAACUUCAAGCCCCUAACAUCCCCUUUGUGGUGGUGGAUUUGGGGUGUUCAUGUGGAAGCAACACCAUCAAUGUGGUGGAUGUGAUCAUCAAACACAUCAUCAAACGCUAUGAGGCCUUAGGAUUGGACCCUCCUGAGUUUUCAGCUUUCUUCUCUGACCUUCCUAGCAAUGACUUCAACACCCUCUUCCAGCUACUUCCUCCCUUAGCCAACUAUGGAGUUAGCAUGGAGGAGUGCCUCGCCGCCAACAACCACCGUGCCUACUUUGCCGCCGGCGUCCCCGGCUCGUUCUACCGGAGACUUUUUCCGGCGAGGUUCAUUGAUGUUUUCCACUCAGCCUUUUCCUUGCAUUGGUUGUCUCAGGUGCCAGAACCUGUUAUGGACAAGAGGUCAAGUGCUUACAACAAGGGCAGGGUGUUUAUCCAUGGUGCUAAUGAGAUCACAGCAAAUGCUUACAAAAAACAAUUCCAAACUGACUUGGCAAGCUUCUUGAGCUCAAGGUCAGUGGAAUUGAAGAGAGGGGGGUCCAUGUUUUUGGUUUGCCUAGGCAGAACUUCUGUGGAUCCCACAGACCAAGGUGGGGCUGGCCUCCUCUUUGGGUCCCACUUUCAGGAUGCUUGGGAUGAUCUUGUCCAAGAGGGACUAAUCAGCAGUGAGAAAAGAGACAGUUUUAACAUUCCAGUUUAUGCACCAAGCCUGCAAGACUUCAAGGAGGUGGUUGAAGCUGAUGGUUCAUUUACCAUUAACAAGCUUGAAGUUUUCAAAGGGGGAAGCCCUCUUGUGGUGAACCAGCCAGAUGAUGAUAGUGAAGUAGGGAGGGCCUUUGCUAACAGCUGCAGGAGUGUGUCUGGUGUCCUUGUUGAUGCUCACAUUGGUGACAAGCUCAGUGAGGAGCUGUUUCUGAGAGUGGAACAUAGAGCCACAAGCCAUGGAAAAGAGUUAUUAGAGCAACUACAGUUCUUUCACAUAGUUGCAUCCCUUUCUUUUGCUCUAUGAUAAGAGACAAAGGAUCUGUUUAGAUAAAUUUCUGCAUGAAUACUUCUAAGAAAAAAAAGAUAAGAAAAAAGAAUAAAAUAAAUUUUUCCAUAAGUUAUAAUUAGCUUAUGCACAAGCUAAUUUAUGAUUUUUACAGAUUAACUUAUGAAGAAAUUUAUUUCAUUUUUUCUUAUUUUAUUUUUUUAGAAGUAUAUUUAAAUAAGUUUAUCCAAACAGGUCUGAAAAAGGCCCUGAAGAGGACAAAGGAAAAGGGCUUAUCUAGUUCUCUUAUUAUCCCUCUCUUUCUUUUGUGUGUUGUUAUUUGCACUUUUCACUGCAUAGAAAGAGUCAAAACACACAUGAGAGAGACACAAAAGAGGGUUCAACACUUACUAUGCUAUCUCUAAUUUUCUCCCUCUUAUGAGUGUUUUUGUGUGUUCCUGAUGACAGUAGCUACUUUCUACGCAUCAUGUGCUUUCUGACUUGUGUCCCCUUGGAUCUAAACUAUGAACGCUUUCUUAAUAGCUUAUCAUAGUGCGAAUGUACAUGUCCAUAUUUUGUGAAAGUAGCAUGAAUUCAACGGUGUGCCUUCUGUACCUAACAAACUGGAGUGUCGAAUAUGCCAUUUGUUGAAUCACCUUUUUUCUUUUCAUGUGCUUACCAAUAACAUUUUGUCUAUUGUAUAGGAGGCAUAUCAAACCAUAUCAGAACGCAAGAAGUGAGAAAAGUUAAUCUUAUCAUGUA
Messenger RNA from Cajanus cajan (pigeon pea), 2073 nucleotides. Its product is annotated as indole-3-acetate O-methyltransferase 1. The record is from RefSeq and is a predicted model, not a curated record. Gene Ontology annotation, molecular function: methyltransferase activity. NCBI's taxonomy places the organism in Eukaryota, Viridiplantae, Streptophyta, Magnoliopsida, Fabales, Fabaceae.